CCUUCCGCAGCACCUGGUCUCGGCCGAGCGAGCAGAGCCGGGCUGCCUGGCCGGGCGAGGACAGCGGCAGCCUCCCGCUGAGCUUGUUGCCGCCUCCGCCUUGUGCUCCGUGAUUCGCGACCCCAGACCCCCCGACUCUUUGGCUCGACCCGCGCGCCCUAGGCCCAGCCCGGGCGGCGCGACGGGAGGAUGAGCGGCGGGCGGCGGAAGGAGGAGCCGCCUCAGCCGCAGCUGGCCAACGGGGCCCUCAAAGUCUCUGUCUGGAGCAAGGUGCUGCGGAGCGACGCGGCCUGGGAGGACAAGGAUGAAUUUUUAGAUGUGAUCUACUGGUUCCGACAGAUCAUUGCUGUGGUCCUAGGUGUCAUUUGGGGAAUAUUGCCGUUGCGAGGUUUUUUGGGAAUAGCAGGAUUCUGCCUGAUCAAUGCAGGAGUCUUGUAUCUCUACUUCAGCAAUUAUCUACAGAUAGAUGAGGAAGAGUAUGGUGGCACAUGGGAGCUCACAAAAGAGGGAUUUAUGACAUCGUUUGCCUUGUUCAUGGUCAUUUGGAUCAUCUUUUACACUGCCAUCCAUUAUGACUGAUGGUGUACGGCCCCCACCUGCUCCCUGUCCAGUCCAAAGGACCCUCUUAGUUACAGCACAGAAACAUGAUUGUAGGGGCACCCCAACCACGUGGAGCUUGAAGACCCAUGUUUCCUGGACCGAGAAUCUGUGUGUUGGGGAUCAUUGUUUUCUGCAAGGGUCGUGACCUGAAAUUUUUUAGAGAACCAUCCACCUUUUGAGGAAAGCAUUUCUGAAUUAUCCGUCACCAACCUUUUCUUCUUGGAUACCAUCAAGAUACCAUCAUGACACACCCUUUUGCUGGUUGGAGCUGUCCUUUAAUUUGAUGCACCUCUGGAUCCGGAUGAAACAUUAAAUUGUCUUCCUCAUUUCUCCAUCAGGUGUACAGUUUUUAAACUAUCAGUGGCAUUUCAAGUCUUCUAAAAACAGUAUGGCAGUAUGUGCGUGGUCCAUGGCACAGUACAAGCAGCAUCUAUAAGUUUCCAUUGUAGAAUGUUUUCAGAUAUUUGAAUAAAUCAAAUCUUUAAUUGAGAA
Talpa occidentalis (Iberian mole) is the source of this 1092-nucleotide messenger RNA. RefSeq names its product RAB5 interacting factor (gene RAB5IF). The transcript is spliced from 4 exons. The coding region runs from base 190 to 579 and encodes 129 amino acids. Gene Ontology annotation, biological process: mitochondrial respirasome assembly. NCBI's taxonomy places the organism in Eukaryota, Metazoa, Chordata, Mammalia, Eulipotyphla, Talpidae. The record is from RefSeq and is a predicted model, not a curated record.